Molecule: messenger RNA, 1177 nt
Organism: Solanum verrucosum
Lineage: Eukaryota; Viridiplantae; Streptophyta; Magnoliopsida; Solanales; Solanaceae
Product: zinc finger protein ZAT4
Exons: 2
Coding region: 1-1014 (337 amino acids)
Molecular function (GO): DNA-binding transcription factor activity
Source: RefSeq, a predicted model, not a curated record
AUGGAUAAUUAUCAAGUUGGCAUGGGGACGUUAUGGAUAAAUCAGAUCUCGGAAAAGGAGGUGUUAGGAGAUCACAAAGAUGUUAUGGAAUUUGGAGAUGAAGAUGAAGAUGAGAUUAUUCCAAAAGAUAAUAAGAGGAGGAUUUGUCGUGUGUGUAAGAAAGGAUUUAGUUCUGGUAAAGCAUUAGGAGGUCACAUGAGAAUUCACGUUCAGUCUUCGAAAAAGGAAAAAUCGAAACCACGAGAAGAACAAGUGGAUGUAGAAAAUGAUCAGUUGGUACCAAUUUGUAAAGUGUGUGGUAAGAUUUUUCCGUCGAUGAAAUCGUUGUUUGGGCAUAUGAGGUCUCAUCCUGAACGGGCAUGGAGAGGAAUUCUUCCUCCUCAUUUGAAAUCUAGCGAUGAGAUCCGAGCCAAAAAAACAGCUUCUGCUACUGUACCUGGAUGGUCAGUUACAGCUAAGCGAGGGAGAAAGACCAAUGCUGAAGACGACGAACAAUUGCAGGAUGCUGUUCAUCAUCUUAUGCUGCUCGCCAACGGAGAUUUAAUUGAGUCUGGUGUUACUGGACAUGAUAUUCUGGAAGAAUUGGAGAAAACGAACAGUAAUUCUCUUACAUCCAAAGCUGAAAAUGAGGAAUUUGUUUCUGAAAUGGAGAUUAUUGAUAACAGGAAGAGAAGGAAGAAGAAGUUGAGGCAUCUGAAUUCUGUACAGGAUAGUCCAGCUUCAGUUACAGCAGCAGCAACGCCUGAAAAAUUCAAGUGUAACACUUGUGGAAAAAGCUUCGCAACUCAUCAAGCACUUGGUGGACAUAAAUCAAGGCACAAUAAGUUGAGAAUCGUAAUUGAAAAUUCCAACGAUUCUAAUGUAGCUGCAAUCAGUGAAGAAGCAGCUGCUAGCAGCUCAAAGUUGUUGGCUGAUGGAGGAAGAAUUGUGGAUUUUGAUCUCAAUGAAUUGCCCUCUGAUCAUGAGGAUGAACUUGCUGGUAAUCCUGACUACUUUCCCUUUUUUUCUAUUUAACAAUAUAUAAGUCUUCAAGUUCGAGUGUGGAAUCAAUCGACUCCUCAGGAUGCUUUUUGCACCAGACUGCUAUCGAUAGUACAUUAGUUUUAGUCUAUAUAUCAGUUUAAAUUUCUAAUCAUUGCAAAAAUACUAAUUAGUAAUUAACCAUCUUGGUUACUUA